UUUUUUUUUAAUUUUUUUAUUAGCAUUUAUUUACUUAUUUUGGCGCAGUCGUGCAUUAAUUACAAACGGCGGAAUUGCAGACGAUGUUCAAACCAGCAAAUCUGCAUAUCAUUUUCAUUUCAAUGAAACCUGCUGGACUGGGGCUGUCCGUGAUUGGUGGAGGCACUCGUGACGUCACGGGAGCAGUCAGGCCAGUAUUUUGACAAUGAGAAAAGUUCACCAGGGUGUUGAUGAGACGCUGCUGGGGAACUUUCACUCAUCGGAUUGAACUCCGCGGUAAACAGCGCGUUGCAUGACUUCCUCUUAAUGUCUUGCGGACUUUUAGGAGGACGCCAGCGCUGUUUAACAAGUGGACAUAUCAUCAUCAGCAUCAGCACCGAAGGACUCACCCAUGAGCCAAGACAGGAUCGGUAUUCGCUCAUAGAUCAGGUGCAGCUCUGACUGAGAUGGCUGUGUCACUACCCUGCCAAGGGGCAGUCCUGUUGGCUGUGGUCUUCUGUUGCUUGCCUUGGAUCACUUCCUCCCUUAACCUGGAUGAUCCCAAUGUCUGCAGCCACUGGGAGAGUUACUCUGUGACAGUACAGGAGUCGUACGCCCAUCCGUUUGAUCAGAUUUAUUACACCAGCUGCACUGACAUCCUCAACUGGUUCAAGUGCACCAGACACAGAGUGAGCUAUCGAACAGCAUAUCGUAGAGGAGAGAAAACCAUGUACCGGAGAAAGUCUCAAUGCUGUCCAGGCUUUUUUGAAAAUGGAGAGAUCUGUGCUCCUCAUUGUGCAGAGAGCUGUGUUCAUGGCCGCUGCAUGGCACCCAACACCUGCCAGUGUGAGCCGGGCUGGGGAGGCUCCAACUGCUCCAGCGCUUGUGACAGUAACCACUGGGGUCCCCACUGCAGUAACCGAUGCCAGUGUCAGAAUGGAGCCCUGUGUAACCCCAUCACCGGAGCCUGUAUCUGCACUCCUGGGUACAGAGGCUGGCGCUGUGAGGCUCAAUGUGAACUGGGCACCUACGGUAACGGAUGCCAACAGAAAUGCCAAUGCCAGAAUGGAGCCGCUUGUCACCAUGUAACCGGAGAAUGCAAGUGCUCGCCAGGAUACACCGGUGCCUUCUGUGAAGACCUGUGUCCUCCAGGUAAACAUGGGCAGCAGUGUGAGGAAAGAUGUCCAUGUCAGAAUGGAGGAGUUUGUCACCAUGUGACUGGAGAGUGCUCCUGUCCUGCUGGCUGGAUGGGGACAGUGUGUGGCCAGCCAUGUCCAGAAGGGAGAUUUGGACAAAACUGUUCCCAGGAAUGUCAGUGUCACAACAACGGCUUUUGUUUGUCAUCCACUGGACAGUGUCUUUGCGGCCCUGGAUACACAGGAGAGCGGUGUCAGAAUCAGUGUCCAGUUGGUACUUAUGGCGCUGGCUGUGCGAAGACAUGUCGUUGUAAGAACAACAGCAAGUGCUACCACACCAACGGAAUGUGUCUCUGUGAGCCGGGGUACACCGGGGAGACGUGUGACGUCCGACUCUGUCCCGAGGGACGAUACGGCCUUCGCUGUGAUAGGAAGUGUCCCUGCUACGUCCAGAACACUCGCAGCUGCCACCCAAUGUCAGGGGAGUGCACUUGUCAGCCAGGCUGGUCAGGCCUCUACUGCAAUGAGACGUGCACCCCAGGAUUUUAUGGCGAGUCCUGCCAGCAGGUGUGCCAGUGCCAGAAUGGCGCAGACUGCCACAGUGUGACCGGAGUCUGCAUGUGUGCUCCAGGCUUUAUGGGUCCCAAUUGCUCCAUCCCCUGCCCAGCAGGAACCCAUGGAGUGAACUGCUCUUCCAGCUGUAUCUGUAAGAACAAAGCCCAGUGUUCACCUGUGGAUGGAUCCUGCUCCUGUAAACCAGGGUGGCAUGGUGUGGACUGCUCCAUCAACUGUCCCAGUGGGACCUGGGGUCUGGGCUGUAACCUCACCUGCAUGUGUGGGAAUGGAGGAGCAUGUAACGCGUUGGAUGGUCGCUGCACCUGUGCUCCAGGCUGGAGAGGAGAGAGGUGUGAAGUGCGUUGCCAGGAUGGUACUUAUGGUCUGGAUUGUAAAGAGCGCUGCGACUGCAGUCAUGCUGAUGGAUGUCACCACUCCACUGGUCACUGCCGUUGCCUUGCUGGAUGGACUGGCAUCCACUGUGACAGUGUGUGUGCAGAGGGUCGCUGGGGUCCAAACUGCUCUCUUCCUUGUAACUGUAAGAAUGGAGCAUCCUGCUCUCCUGAUGAAGGAACCUGUGAGUGCGCUCCAGGAUACAGAGGCACCACCUGUCAGAGGAUCUGCUCCCCUGGUUACUUUGGCCAUCGCUGCAGUCAGACCUGUCCACAGUGCGUCCACAGUAACGGACCGUGUCACCACGUGACAGGACAGUGUGACUGUCUGCCUGGCUUCAAGGGAGCUCUGUGUAACGAGGUGUGUCCCAGUGGUCGCUUUGGAAAGAAUUGUGCCUGGAGCUGCAGCUGCACCAACAAUGGCACCUGUAACCCCAUUGAUGGCUCCUGUCAGUGUUAUCCAGGGUGGAUCGGCAGCGACUGCUCCCAGCCAUGCCCGCCUGGUCAGUGGGGACCCAACUGCAUCCAUACGUGUAACUGUCACAACGGAGCGUACUGCAGCGCUUAUGAUGGAGAGUGCAAGUGCACCCCAGGAUGGACCGGCCUCUACUGCACACAACGCUGCCCCUUGGGUUUCUAUGGGAAGGACUGUUCUCAGAUCUGCCAGUGUAGGAAUGGAGCCGACUGUGACCACAUCUCUGGACAGUGCACGUGUCGCACUGGUUUCAUGGGGCAACACUGUGAACAAAAGUGUACCCCUGGUUCGUAUGGCUAUGGCUGCCGUCAGGUUUGUGACUGCAUGAAUAACUCCACCUGUGAUCACAUGACUGGCACAUGUUACUGCAACCCAGGAUGGAAGGGGGCUCGAUGUGACCAAGCUGGUGUUGUGGUGGUGGGCAGCCUUAACAGCUUGACCAGUGCAGCCAUGCACGUGGACACCUACCAGAUUGGAGCCAUCGCAGGAAUUAUCGUCCUGGUGCUGCUGGUGCUUUUCCUUCUGCUCCUUUUCAUCAUCUACAGGAAGAAACAAAAGGGCAAAGAGCCCACCAUGCCGGCCGUGACCUACACUCCUGCUAUGAGGGUCACUGCUGAUUACACCAUGGCAGAUGCUCACUCACCAGCAUGUGAGACCCACCCUACAAACUACUUCUCCAACCCCAGUUACCAUACUCUGACCCAGUGCGUCAGCCCCCCACAUGUUAACAACGGUCCAUACGGAAAGGCCAAGAACAAUCAACUAUUUGUUAACAUGAAGAAUGUGGAUCAGAGAAAACGGGCGCCUCUUGUUAAUCAUACUGGCACAUUGCCAGCAGACUGGAAACAAGAUGACUGCUUCAAUGAACUGGGAGCCUAUGGAGUUGACAGGAGAUACAUGGGGAAAUCUUUAAGAGAUCUCGUGAAGGGCACACCCUAUCAUGCCAGCUCCUGUUCCCUCAACAGCUCUGAAAACCCAUAUGCCACAAUAAAGGACCCUCCCAUGCUGACAGCCAAAAACACAGAAUGUGGCUAUGUGGAAAUGAAAUCACCGGCCAGAAGGGAUUCACCAUAUGCUGAGAUUAGCAACAGCAGCCCGACCAAUAACCGGAAUGUCUAUGAAGCUGAGCCAACUGUAAGCACGAUCCAGACCAAUGAAGACGGCUGCAGCCAUGUGCAGUUUCGCCAAGAUCCAUAUGAUCUACCGAAAAACAGUCAUAUCCCCUGUCACUAUGACCUCUUGCCAGCCAGAGAGAGUCCUUCUUCAGAGCUCAAGGAGCUGGAAGUUGAAUGAUGGGAUAGAGACUCAGCACUGGAUGUUCACAAAAUAGCAUACUUUACUGUGUACCCACAGCAUAUUUUCAACUGUUCUUUUUUUUCUUUUUCUUUUUUUUUUUUUAUCUUUGAUACUAUCGUUGUAAGUAUAUACUAUGAUUUAAAGUGGGUUUACAGGUUUACAGGUUAGUUUUGCGGCUGUUAUUUUUUUUUAACAGUUGCUGUAACUAUGAUAAAGUCUUUGUAGAUCAUUCCACAAGUCUGAAAGAUGGUGUAUGCUUUGAACAAAGUACUUCGUAUGAUGUGUUGCUGUUAAAGCCAGUGUCGACUUGUUCGAAAUGGCCACUCUCAACAGUGACCUUGCAGGUUUGCAGUGUUCUCUCUCCAAGAAUUCAGUAGGCUUUCGCAUUUUUCUGCCAUUGCCACAGGAGUUUGAUAUGAGCAUGAUAUGCGUUAGGAUUCGAUCUACACAAUAUUUGGUGUUUGCACAUAGUAAUAACAUCAAAUGUAGUCAUGAGUGUUGGACUAGUAUUUAAGUUAACCAAAGGUAUAAGUGCCAUUUAAAGCCUUGUCCAUGAAACUCCUUCUGGUCCUACCAAUAUUCACUAGUUCUGUUUAGUGAAUCAACACAUCUGUCAGAUAAAAGACAGUAAUGUUUUUCGUACAAGAACAAUUCAUUUUUGUAUAUCAUAAUAUCAGUCAUAUACAGUAUAUUACUAAGUGAUCAUGAGUGGUCACUACGCUGUGGCACCUGUUGCCAUUUACGUGAGCUCUUCUUAGUGGAUCUACAUCCAUAUAGUUAAACUUCACAAAAGCAACUCAGUCAAUCAACUUUUGCAUUGUACAGAUGAUAGCCUAGAUUCUUGUUGCCAUAUCAUGGUAAUACAGAUGGUUUUCUUAACAACAUUGUUGAGUUAAAACCCUGAAGAAGUAGACAACGAUCUACAUUAUUUAGGCAAAUUUGCAUGUCUGCUGCUGCGCCAUGUCAAAAAGCAGCACGCUGGCUAAACUCAGUCCUUGACUGGACCACUCACUAACAAUGUGGCUAUACUAUAUGUAGCGCUAGCAUUCGCAACCCAGAUAAAUGAUAGUAGAAGGUGUGUACAUGGAUGAGACUCAUUUCCCCUCUGACUUUCUGCUGCCUCAACCUGUGUGUCAGACCUGUGUGUUGCUUGAAAAACAAUUAUGCAUGGAGCCCAUACAGUGACACAACAAGAAAAUCCAGAGGGGCCAUGGCAGACAUGCUAACCCUUCAGUUUAGUUAACUGGUUAGCGGAUGCUUUCUCCCUCUGCCUUAUGUCCCAAUUUUCAAGCACUUGUCCCAGCCUCCCAGUACAGAUCUAUUACUUUAAUAUUGCUUUUAAAAAUGCAUUUGAUUUAGUAUUUUGUCAAAUUAUUGGCAAAAUUACACAAUUUAGAUUCAAGACCUCUUAAUCAUCCUAUAUAUGAAAUGUUGUUAAAUUUAAGAAAAACACACAUCAUACCAUCCUGUUCUUCAAAUGAUGACAUUCUGAAAAUAAGUUAAAUGUAUUCUGUUUUUUUGUUUUUGUUCUUUGGUCGGUUGGUGUAAAAUGUAAUGCAUAAAGUGAGUGUGUGGAUGGAAGCUGAGGAUGCAGGAUGCGACAAGGUUUGUAUAUUAAGAUAUGUCAUUUUAUGUUUUGUUUCUUGAGUGGGUAAUUUAUAGUGUACACUCAUAUUAUAAAUUUCCCCUAUGUCUCCAGCUCUCUUUGUUGUAUGCAGUGACAUGUUGGUUUGUCCAACGAAAAGUCUCCACUUUCCUUCUCGUUUGUGUAUUGGUUGUCCUACACCUGCACUACACGGUGAUUGUGUUAGCUUGCUUGGCCGUUCCCAAUUGACAGGACUGCUGGCAAUUCCUGAAAGUACUUGGAAUUUGCCGAGCCAAAAAUUGAAUUGCAGCAAUUUAGAUUGAUAGGACACUUUAUGUUUUGCUGUGAUGACACGUUGUGACCUCAUUCCAUCGUUAGGAUCCAUGGCCGCUAGAAUUUCCACCAGUGGCCAGAAUAUUUGCUAAGAAGUCAGGUUUGCUAAGAGUUUCACAACAUCAUUGUAUCUUCAUCUUGUCUCACUUCAAUGAGCAUCCUCAUAUUACCAAAGUAACCCAGUCAUUUGUACAAUUGUAGCAAGUCAAUAAGUUAGUUGAUAGUCUCUAUAAGAGUGCAAUUUAAUGGGCUCAGCAUAUCUGACGAGAUGAAAGCUUAAGCUGGACUUUGGCUUUUGGAAAGAAUCUAACAAAAAGAGAUCACAUUACUAAUGUGUUAUAAAUAAUGUCAUAUCUCACUAAACAUUGUUUUGUUUUUACGUUUCCUGUAUUCUGAAUGGUCCAAAUAGCAAACGGUUUUAUUAUUCUGAGCCUGUUUGUAAAAAAUGUACAUAGUCUGAUUAGUUCUGAUGUAAUAUUUAACAUCGCCAAGUGUCUUAUGUUCUAAAUUGAAAAAAGGAACAGAUGUGGCAUUUGGAUUCAAACUGAUGGAUUGUAACAACUCACGACCCUUCAUCUACGGAUGCUGCAGUUCUUUUGUCGAUGUUUCCCCAUGUAAACCGCCAGAUUACUAGUACUGUGUAUUUAAGUGAUCUCUGCUCUGAACUGAAUGCUUGAGAUUUUCUCAAGAUUAACAUGCCAAACUCAUCUUUUUCUUAAUUGAUAUUUCUAUCCUCUAGUUUGAAUUUACACAUUUACACACAAACCACCACUGCACAGUUCUUAUCCAAGAAGGUGAUUUACACAAUAUCACCAUGGGACGCUGUUGUGCUUUCAGGGGGUUUGUUUUUCAUUGUAGAGUUUUUGUGCAAAUGCUUUUGAAUAAAAUGACAAGACAGAUGGACCUUCA
Molecule: messenger RNA, 6660 nt
Organism: Mugil cephalus (flathead mullet)
Lineage: Eukaryota; Metazoa; Chordata; Actinopteri; Mugiliformes; Mugilidae
Gene: megf10
Product: multiple EGF-like-domains 10
Exons: 25
Coding region: 447-3830 (1127 amino acids)
Molecular function (GO): scavenger receptor activity; protein binding
Source: RefSeq, a predicted model, not a curated record